Molecule: messenger RNA, 1756 nt
Organism: Verticillium dahliae VdLs.17
Lineage: Eukaryota; Fungi; Ascomycota; Sordariomycetes; Glomerellales; Plectosphaerellaceae
Product: low-affinity glucose transporter HXT3
Exons: 3
Coding region: 1-1650 (549 amino acids)
Biological process (GO): carbohydrate transport; transmembrane transport
Cellular component (GO): membrane
Molecular function (GO): carbohydrate:proton symporter activity
Source: RefSeq, a predicted model, not a curated record
AUGGUCCGGUCUCCUCGUCGCUUCUGGCCGGCCUCUUUUGGCUAUGAUACAGGCACGAUAAACGGCAUUCUGGCCAUGGAGGCUUUCCGACGAGACUUUACCACUGUGCCUCAAGGAGCCGACGGACGAUAUAUCAUCACGGCCGCCCAGUCCUCCAUCAUCGUCGCCAUCCUCAGCGCGGGCACGGCCCUCGGUGCACUGCUGUCUGCGCCGGCAGGCGACACCAUCGGCCGUCGCAUGUCCUUACUUGCAUCCGUCGGCGUCUUCUCCUUCGGCGGUAUCUUCCAAGUCUGCGCGCACAAUAUUGACAUGCUUCUUGUCGGAAGGUUCUUCGCAGGUGUGGGAGUAGGCGCCAUUUCUGUCCUCGUCCCCCUUUACCAGUCUGAAAUGGCUCCAAAAUGGAUACGUGGAACACUCGUCUGCGCCUAUCAAUUCUCCAUCACCUUGGGUUUGCUUUGGGCUUCGAGCGUGAACAUGUUAACCCAGCACAUGCAAACACCUGCCGCCUAUCGCAUACCACUGGGCAUCCAGCUUGUAUGGGCUGUCGUACUGGCUGCCGGUCUUCUCGUUCUACCCGAGACCCCACGUUAUCUGGUUAAGUCUGGCAAGCAAGAGGCGGCAGGCCUCUCGCUUAGUCGACUUCGCCGCCUCGACAUCACUCAUCCGGCCCUCCAGGACGAAUUACGCGAGAUCGUGGCCAACCACGAAUAUGAACUCACUUUGGGCCCCGACUCAUACCUCGAGCUCUUUACCGGCCACCCGCACCUCGGACGACGUACCCUGACCGGCUGCGGACUGCAGAUGCUGCAGCAACUCACUGGCAUCAACUUUAUCAUGUACUACAGCACCACCUUCUUUGACGGUGUCAAUGUCGAUGACCCCUACCUCAAGUCCCUCAUCCUUCACAUUAUCAACGUCUGCUCCACCAUCCCGGGCCUAUUGGUUAUCGAGACGUGGGGUCGCCGCAAGCUCCUCAUUGUAGGCGCUAUUGGUAUGGCCAUCUGCCAGCUGUUGAUCGCCUCUUUCUCGGCAGCGGCAGGAGCCCAUCUCCGGCAGGCUUCGCAGAUCAUCCUCAUCGUCUUCUGCGCCAUCAACAUAUUCUUCUUCGCGGCCUCCUGGGGCCCGGUGACGUGGGUUGUCACUUCCGAAAUUUACCCCCUGAAGAUCCGUGCCAAGGCCAUGUCCGUAUCCACCUUUGCCAACUGGCUGCUGAACUUUGCCAUUGCCUAUGGAACGCCGUUCAUGGUCACGGAUGAGCCUGGAUCCGACAACAUCGGGCCCAAAAUCUUCUUCCUCUGGGGCGCCUUCUGCAUCAUCGCAUUAUUAUUCGUAUGGUGCAUGGUAUACGAGACCAGCAAGGUCAGUCUCGAGCAGAUUGACGAGAUGUACGAACGCAUCGACUACGCCUGGAACAGCACGCGAUUCGAGCCCAGCUGGAGCUUUCAACAGCUGCUCACAGAGGGCUGGUCUGAUAGCGGGGUGCCGCCUCACCCCGAACACGAACUACAACAGACGUCAUCGGCGUCAACAACUCAGUCGAGCUCUAAUGCGCCAUCAGCACCAGGGACGGGGGGUUCUGGGAGCACGUCAUCGUCGACGUCAGAAAACAAAACACAACCACAGUUGGGCAACGUUGAUUUUAGUUAUUGAUCUAUACCCCAAAGCAUGAAUCGCUGUUGUCAUUAGGAUCACCUUCGUUCUUUUCUCUUUUCUCGUAUCAUACCAUAUACCGAAUAUCAGCUACCAGCGACGGAGU